AAUGAAAAAAGUCGAAAAGUUGAAAAAUCGACUUUUCAUAAAAUGCAAAAAGUCGAAAAGUCGACUUUUAACUAAAUGAAAUAGGAAUUACAAAAUUAUAUAAAAAUGAUAUAAUUAUCUAAGUUUUCCUUGAUUAAUAGAAAUGCUGUUAAAAAUCGCCAUAAAAUCAUAAAAAAAUGUUCUGGCAACUCCUUGUACUAGUUCUAACUAAACAAAUCCGAUUACCAAUUAUUCGUAUACAUAAUUUUUUUUCUUCUUGUUUACAAAUUGUUGGAAAAUGUUAUUUUUAAUAAAUUUCUAAAUAAAAAUUAAUAAUGGAAUCCUGUUUAUUGUGUUUGGAAAUAAAUAAAGAUAUUUUGGACACCAUAAAGGCAAACUCAACACAAUGGCAAGAUCUGGAUAUGGGAAAAGUGAUAGAGAAACAUUUUUGGCCAAUGAACAAUAUACAAACAAAUUCCUGGAUAUGUUUGUCCUGCUGGCAAGAGGUAAACGAUUUUCACAAAUUCUAUAUGCGCAUAGAAGAGGCUCAUAUGAAUUUUGGAAAAAUAAAAGUAGAGGAUGCUGGUGUAAUAUCGCUCACAACAACGGUGGAAUGUAAAGAGGAAAUAACAAUACAAAAAACGAAAAUAAAAACUACCACUGAAGAGGAGAUUAAAGAUAACAUUGCAUUUUGUUUUCUAGAACCAGAGAUACUAAUAGACCAACCUCAGCCACAGGAUCUGGCGGAACCAGAAAUUCUGAUAGAUCCACCAACACCAGCUCCCGAUUUGAGGGCUAAUAAAGAAACUGUAAUAACACAGCCAUUAGAUGAAGUGGAUUUGGAUGAUAUGCCCUUAAAACAGGCUUGUAAACGUUUAAGAUUAGAAAAUCAAAUAACAAAUAAAGAUCCUCUAGAGAAAUCGAAAAAAUCGAAAGUAAACAACAAAUCCAAGAAUAAAAAGAAACCCACAAAAGCCAAAGCAACGGCAGAGACAAAAAUAUCAGAAGAAACGGCGGCAGAUGAAUCGCAAGUGAAAGAAGAGCCUCUAGAUACAAAUGAUAAUCAAGAUUCAGAUAGUCUUAGUGAUAAUGACAACGAUGCCAGUUAUCAGCCGGAAAAAGAUUCUGCGGAAACUGUAGAAAGUAAAAGACGCAAAGCUUACAGUAAACACCGCACAAAUCGCAAAGAAAAUGAUCAAUUUAUAGCCGAGCACUUUAAGCAAAUGUUCUGUGAUCUUUGCCAGGUACCGUUUGAAGACUUUCCCGCCAUGCAGAAACAUUUUACCGAGAAUCACAAACAACGCGGCUAUGUUGUUUGCUGUAAACGAAAGUUUUUCGAUCGUACCCGUUUGGUGGAUCAUCUUCAUUGUCACUUAAAUCCCGAUCAUUUUAAGUGCAAUGAAUGCGGCAAAGCCAUGUCAGAUCGUAUUAGUUUUGACAGUCACAUGUUGCGUGUACAUCGAGCCAGUGAGGUUGUUAAGCAACAUUGUUGCGAUGUAUGCGGUAAAUCUUUUACAGAAGCUUAUGUCCUGAGGAUACACAAAUUAACUCAUUUGCCGGAAGAGGAAAAGAAAUUUCCCUGCAGUGAUUGUGGCAAAAAUUAUGGCAGUCCUUAUCUAUUGAAUCAACAUCGACAAGCGGUACAUCUUAAGCGUUUCGUUAAAAUUUGCUAUAUAUGCGGUAAAGCUAUUAACUCCAGUGCUGAAUUUAAAAUACACAUGAAUAAGCAUGAAGGUAUACCCGCUCCUGUUAUCAAUUGUGAUGUAUGUGGUUUACGUCUUACUAGUGAACGAGGUCUAAAGCUGCAUAAAGAAUCCCAACAUCCGGUUGGGGGAAAACAGGAACAUCACUGCCCUAUUUGUCCAAAAAUAUCACCCACCCUAAAGGCACUUAAAAAGCAUAUAAAUACUAUGCACGAAAAGGGUUACGAUCACAAGUGCAGUAUUUGUGAAAAAGCUUUUAAAAGAUCGGAAGCUUUGAAGGAACAUAUGGCCACACACACUGGUACUACUUUAUACACUUGUCCCUGGUGUCCGAAAACCUUUAAUUCUAAUGGCAACAUGCACGCACAUCGCAAAAAGAUACAUCCCAAAGAAUGGGAAGAAACAAAACUACUGAAAUAUUCGGGAAAUAUACCACCAGAAAUUUAAAAAUCAUGCAAAAUAUAUCAUUAUAAUUGAUACAGUAUAAUUUAUUUAAUUAAGUUUAGUUUAACGUUUAUUUAAGUCUCAAAAUAUAUUUUAUAAUAUAAAUUAAUUUAAAAUUGAUCAUUAUGUAAGUAGUAACUACUUUUUUUUACAUAAUUUAAAUAAAAGUAUAGAUAUCUUGGACAGAUUUAACUAAGUA
This is a messenger RNA of Lucilia cuprina (Australian sheep blowfly), 2325 nucleotides long. RefSeq names its product transcription factor grauzone-like. Gene Ontology annotation, molecular function: DNA-binding transcription factor activity, RNA polymerase II-specific; RNA polymerase II transcription regulatory region sequence-specific DNA binding; zinc ion binding. The coding region runs from base 315 to 2129 and encodes 604 amino acids. Gene Ontology annotation, biological process: regulation of transcription by RNA polymerase II. Gene Ontology annotation, cellular component: nucleus. The record is from RefSeq and is a predicted model, not a curated record. Lineage: Eukaryota; Metazoa; Arthropoda; Insecta; Diptera; Calliphoridae. The transcript has 4 exons.